AUGUUCUUGACUGAGGAUCUCAACACAUUUCAACUUGAGAGUUCCUUCCUUCUUUUCCAGCUUUGGAGUAGUAGCUUCUCACCUGGGGCGGGUGGGUGUCCCACCACCCUCCCGCCCUCUUUCCUCCACGCGUGAGCCAGAGCCGCAUCCAGCACCACGGACAGCUCCCGGGUGGUGAGUGAGCCGGCCGUGCAGGCCCCCUCUGGGAGGCCUACAGCCCAGGCCAUCCUGGGCCUCCUCAGCUCGGGUGACAGAGGCCUUGACCUUCUAGCGUUUCCCAGAAUUUCUUAUUUCUGUGAUGGGCUUUUCCUCUCUCCAACCAGGAGAUUCCAUGAUCCUGCACAUUCCUGUCUUGGGAAGUCCUUGCUAGUGUCUAACCCCGAUCUGUGCCGAAGCACCUGUUCUUCGACCCUUGGCUUGACAUGGCUACUUUGAGAAGUAAGGAACACACUGCCACACGGAUGCAGUCACUUCACUGGGCUGCCUGGACUCCAGCUGUUGGCACCUGGCCAGCUUGGUGAGGUCCC
Molecule: messenger RNA, 527 nt
Organism: Callorhinus ursinus (northern fur seal)
Lineage: Eukaryota; Metazoa; Chordata; Mammalia; Carnivora; Otariidae
Source: RefSeq, a predicted model, not a curated record